AGCGGCACGGCUCCCAGGAUGCUCAGUGGGGAGCCUGGGCAGUGGGUAUGGCACAGCACAUACCUAAAGAGACCGAGCGGCCUUCCAAGCCUCAGACGUGGCGAGACAGAGCUGCCACGGAGCCAGAGGCGACCCCCAGCUGGAGGAGGAGAGGCAGGAAGGGGGAGUCAUCCAUCCACAGUGCCCUGGGGCAGGUGAUCUCUGAGAGGCUGUUCUCCCCCCUGGCGUCCCACCUCCCCACCAGGGGAUGCCAGUCAGGGGAGGGAGCAGUCUCCCCUCCAGAGCAGAGUGCCGCAGAGGAGCUCCCGGCCCCUGGCUCCCAGCACCCACAGCUGCUGCAGCUGGCGGUUCAGCUGCUAGAGGAGGCGGAGGAAUCAGAUGGCACUGAGUUCGAGGAGGAUCCACUGCUGGAGGUGCUGCGGGGCCAGCGGGAGGAUCUGCGCAGCCAGCUCCGGGCCGUCGACAUCGCAGUGUCCAGGCUCGUGUCUCAGGGCUUGGCUGAGCCGCCCGGCCGCCCCUGCUGAGGGUCUCUGGGUCUCCCUGCCUCCCGGCCCUGCUCUGUCUGGAAUCGGCCUUGGGGGGCCGUUAACAAUAUCCUGAGCCAGGGCGACUAGCUGUGAGUCCACGUGCCCCCAUCUCAGGGCCGAGUCAGCCCAGAGCCAGAGGUGGGCGAAUCUGCCAGCUCCCCUCGGGCCAGCUAGGCUACCUAGCGCCGCCUGCACCUCAGCCAGGACCUCGUGCCCCUUGGGGGAGGGUCAUUGGCUCAUUGGGGGCACAGGAGGGAGCGGGGCGGAAGCGCUGGCUGUGGGCGGAGCUCCCAGCCCCCGGCCUGGCCCAGCGGGGGGGUGCUCUAGGGCACAGGUGUGCCUGGGGUAGCUGUUCCCUGGCCAGGUGUGGAUGGUUUUUGCUGUUUUUUUUAGGCAAUGUAA
Terrapene triunguis (Three-toed box turtle) is the source of this 929-nucleotide messenger RNA. RefSeq names its product proline and serine rich 3 (gene PROSER3). Bases 48 to 524 code for a protein of 158 amino acids. Lineage: Eukaryota; Metazoa; Chordata; Testudines; Emydidae. The record is from RefSeq and is a predicted model, not a curated record. The transcript is spliced from 4 exons.